GGAGUUUGGGGACGGGAAGAUUUUCUUCGCCGCCACCGUGAGGGAAAACUUUCCCCCUCCCCCUCCCCUCUCCCUCUCCCUCCCUUCCUUACGUCCGAGCAUGGCUCCCCACAAACACAGCGGCGGCAAGAACGCAGUCAAGAAGCCCAAGAUCGACCAGAUCCAGGCCGACCACGAGCUUUUCCUGCAGGCCUUCGAGAAGCCGACACAAAUUUACAGAUUUCUCCGAACCAGGAACCUCAUAGCGCCCAUCUUUUUGCACAGAACCCUCACUUACAUGUCACAUCGAUUAUCAAGGACGAACGCCAAAAGGAAGACCUUUAAGGUGAAUGAUAUGCUGGCCAAAGUAGAAAAAAUGAGGGGAGAGCAGGAAUCUCCCAGUUUGACAGCUCAUUUGCAACUUACGUUUACCGGUUUCUUCCAUAAAAAUGAAAAGCCAUCGCAAAACUCAGAGAACGAACAAAACUCUGUAUCCCUGGAGGUGCUACUUGUUAAAGUCUGUCACAAAAAACGUAAGGAUGUUAGUUGUCCAAUCAAGCAAGUGCCUACAGGUAAAAAGCAGGUGCCUUUGAACCCAGACAACAGCCAGUCCAAACCAGGCAAUUGGCCUUCCCUCGCAGUUCCCAGCAACGAGUUUGAGCCGAGCAACAGCCAUAUGGUCAAGUCGUAUUCACUGCUGUUCAGAGUGACCCGGCCAGGCAGGAGGGAGAUGAACGGACUGACAAAUGGAGAGAUUAAUGAAAACAUUGAAAUAUCGGAUGAGCUGCCAAGUAGGCGUAAACGGAACUCCUCUCACAAGGAUGACGGGGAAAAGACCUUUGUAGCCCAGAUGACUGUCUUUGAUAAGAAUAGACGUUUGCAGCUCCUUGAUGGAGAGUAUGAAGUAGCCAUGCAGGAAAUGGAUGAAUGCCCUGUCAACAAGAAGAGAGCCACGUGGGAAACCAUCCUCGAUGGAAAGCGGUUGCCUCCUUUUGAAACCUUUUCUCAGGGUCCUACACUCCAGUUCACCCUCCGAUGGACGGGAGAUGCUGCAGAUAGAUCCACCGCUCCAGUAGCUAAACCUCUUGCAACUCGCAAUACAGACACCACAACUGCAGAGACCAAGCUCAACUCCGUGAAACCAACACAGACCCUCUCUGUAAAAGACUCUCUGACAACUGAAGUUCAAAGUAAAAAGGAACAAGUUUCAAUGGAACCACGGCAGAAAUUAAGGAUAUUCUAUCAGUUUCUUUAUAACAACAACACACGGCAGCAAACUGAAGCCAGAGAUGACUUGCACUGUCCCUGGUGCACACUAAACUGUCGGAAGCUCUACAGCCUGCUGAAGCACCUCAAGCUUUGUCAUAGCAGGUUUAUCUUCAAUUAUGUGCCUCAUCCUAAAGGUGCUAGGAUAGAUGUAUCCAUCAACGAGUGUUACGACGGCUCCUACGCAGGGAAUCCUCAGGAUAUUCAUUCCCAGCCUGGCUUUGCCUUUAGCCGCAAUGGUCCGGUGAAAAGAACACCAGUCACCCACAUCCUGGUUUGCAGACCAAAACGUACUAAACCAAGUCUGUCGGAGUUCUUGGAGUCUGAAGAUGGAGAAGUGGAGCAGCAGCGGACAUACAUCAGUGGCCACAACCGCCUUUACUUCCACAGUGACACCUGUCUCCCCCUCAGGCCGCAGGAGAUGGACGUGGACAGUGAGGAUGAGAAAGACCCCGAGUGGCUGCGGGAGAAAACCAUUACACAAAUCGAUGAGUUCACGGAUGUUAAUGAAGGAGAGAAAGAAGUGAUGAAACUAUGGAACCUGCACGUUAUGAAACAUGGGUUCAUCGCUGACAAUCAGAUGCAUCAAUCCUGCCUGCUCUUUGUAGAGACUUGUGGACCAAGAAUAGUUGAGAGGUGCCUGUGUCGGAACUUCCUGCUCCACCUGGUUAGCAUGCACGACUUCAACUUGAUUAAUUUAAACACCAUAGAUAAAGUGAUGGCCAGGCUCGGGGAGCUGCAGCAGAAGCUGCAGAGGGAUCACUUGGCUUUGAAACUGAGACAGGAGGCGGCAGCUGACGGUCAGCUGAACAGUGAAGACAGUGGUGCGGCGUUGAGAGACAAAGCGACCAGCACUGACAUUCUCUCCUCAGGUGUCACCAAACAGAGCAAAAGGCACAAACUCUGAAGUCAAACCACUCGCCCCCAUCUUCUUCCCUGACCCGACACCCACCACCUCCCCACCCCUCAUCCUUUUGCCCACACCCCCCCCCUGUCCUUGCCUUUCUCUGGACACAGUAGGGACAUCACAGUGAGGAGAGAAGGUGCAGAUGGGGAUUUAUUUGUAUGCAUCGCAGCUGCAGUUGGCACGCUCCCAAUGAACACGGGGCUAAUCAUUAACUGAGUAAAACAAGAUAGCAGUGUUGUAUUAAGAUACUUUAUUCUUGUAAAUGUUGGUGUGUUCAUUUAUUUGUACUUAUUUUAGCUGAUGGAGUACAAUUUUAAAAAGACAUUACAUUCAUCACAGUGAACCAAGCCAGCACGGUUCAUCUGCCUACAGAUGUUCUUUGUGCUAAUCAUUCUUUCUAGAAUAUCUUAUUUUGGCUACAAAAACCAAAUAUUUCACCCAUCAUAUUGGCAGUUUAAAAAAAAAAAAAACGGUAUUGUAUAGUUUUAAAAUCUAUCUCAGAAGUGUUUUUUUGUGAUAAAGGAAUCUCUGAAAGGAUUGUGUUUCACCUCACAUUCUUUUUUUUGAAGAAAGCAUGUACUUUAGAUGAAAUAUGCUGUAUUUCACGAGUGUAACACAAAUCCUCUCUUUCAAAAAAACAAGUGGAAUUUAAAUAUUGUCUAUAUCUCGGUCUCAAUUUCCUAGUGACACAGGGGCAGUGCGAAUCUUCCUUUUAUGGAAAGGACUCCUGUUUUUUAAGUCUUUAUAAUUUCUGUUUUAAGAUGACAUUUCUACUCUUUGCUCAUGUGCCUCUUUGUGUCCUUUGCUCUUACAUUAAGCCUUUUUCUGCAUUUGUUUUGUUGCUUUCAGCUUGCUGUUAUGCCAAAGCAUACGCGUGAUGUGCUUCAUUUAGGCUUUUUUUUUUUAAGAAACACACACAAAAGUUUUGGGGUCGGUUGUUGUGUGUUACUUCCUGCUGUGUCUCACCGUUAUUUUUUGCGCUGGUGUUGUCGGAUCUACCUUCUCCACGGCAACUUGGGAAAGAUACGUAUAAAGGAGGGGAGGGGAAAGCCAUUUGGACCAGUGUUGCUGUGAUUGCUUUGUGGUGGUCAUGCCAAGCUUGUCUUAACAACAGUAAAGAAACACUGUAUAAAGUCGGAGGCAUUUUGAACCACUCCAGAACUGAGUGGGUGAGAAGGGACAACACUUGGCCAGAAGUACUUCACCUCUCUGUGCAAUUUAUACUAUUAUGUUUUUAUUUUCCUGUUACCAGACCACAAGGUAUUUAUUGCAAGAGACACUAAAAAAAGACGGAUAAGAGGUAUGUAUUUUACGCAGUAUUUUGUCACAUCAGAUAAAUCCGUUGUGCAGGUAGAACACAUUUCUGAGUUAUGUUAAUGUUUACAGAUUUUUUUCCAAUGGAAAGUGUUUCUCUGCCUCUACUGGUGCAGUAUAAGGAAUGCAGGUUUUUUUUUUAAUUCAGUAAACACUGGGCCAAGUAACAUUGUCUAUUUUGAAAACUUUCAGAAAGAUUACUUUUUUUCUUGUUUUUGUAGGAAAAAAACUUAUUUAAAAUGAGAGGGAAGGGUGCUGCUGUUUGAUUGAUAACAUGUUGAAUUUUACUAUAUCCCAUCAAUGGCUGAUUUUUCUUUAUUCCCAGCUGUAACAAUAUGCAUUUCUGUGAAUCGUUUUAUCCCUUUUCCCCCGGGUGUCUGUAUAGUCUCUGCUUUCUUGUUUGUGGCUUUGACCUGCUAAUGCUCUGCACAUGUAAAUCAGAUCUUUUUUUUGUAUUUUCGGUUGGGGUGCUGUAGUGUUUUUCUCGCUGCUAAUGUUUCUAAGCAAAGUAAUUCUCGGCUGCCACGGAUGGUUGGCACGGUCGACACAGUUUGACAGCCCAAGGUUUUGAAUUAAUGCUGGAAAUUUUGGAUUUCGUGAUAUUUUACACUGACAUUUCGUUUUUUUUUAUAAAAAAAAAAAGACCCCGCACCUUCCUGUCACAGUUUUGUAACCAAACUGGUCAUCGAAAUGUUAAUGGGUUUUUCUAUUUAAAAAAAUAAAUAAAAUAAGCAAUUUUCCUACUUCAAACUGAAUGCCUAUAAUGCCAACCUUGCAAAACGUAAAUUAAAAUCUGAAUUUAGAAAUUAA
This is a messenger RNA of Leucoraja erinaceus (little skate), 4276 nucleotides long. Its product is annotated as polycomb protein suz12-like. The record is from RefSeq and is a predicted model, not a curated record. NCBI's taxonomy places the organism in Eukaryota, Metazoa, Chordata, Chondrichthyes, Rajiformes, Rajidae. Gene Ontology annotation, molecular function: chromatin DNA binding. The transcript is spliced from 16 exons. Bases 101 to 2152 code for a protein of 683 amino acids. Gene Ontology annotation, cellular component: nucleus; ESC/E(Z) complex.